Molecule: messenger RNA, 3882 nt
Organism: Stegodyphus dumicola
Lineage: Eukaryota; Metazoa; Arthropoda; Arachnida; Araneae; Eresidae
Gene: Rabex-5
Product: Rabaptin-5-associated exchange factor for Rab5
Biological process (GO): vesicle-mediated transport
Cellular component (GO): cytosol; endocytic vesicle
Molecular function (GO): zinc ion binding; small GTPase binding; DNA binding
Source: RefSeq, a predicted model, not a curated record
CGUGGCUUUCGUUUUGCUUGUUAUUAUGUUAUCCAAUACUUUAAAUUCAUCACAAAAUCCGUACUUUCCACUAGCAUUAUUUUUGUCAGUACAUUUUGUAUGAAAGUUAGUUAUAUAUUCAUAAAUAAUGUCCAUAUUUAUUGUACUGUUCAAAAGAGAGAAUUCUGUAGAAAGGGACCGUGUGUAUAUAUAAUAUAUUUUAUACGGGUCUUUGGCAGUGCAGGUAAAAAUACUAAAAUGUCUCUUAGUACAUCUUGUAAAAUUAAGUAUAAGGCUGCUGGUCUGCAUGGACAUGAGCUGAAAUGUAAAAAUAAAUGUGGAUAUUAUGGAAAUCCAGAAUGGCAAGGCUAUUGUUCCAAAUGUUAUCGGGAGCUCAAUCAGAAAAUUAAACCAGACAGAGAUAUUAAAGGAUUAUCAAAAAAAAUCACUCGCAGUUUUAGUGAUGCUCAAGAUAGUUCUCUUGUUGGAUUUUCCAAAUUUGAGGAAAAGAAAAAGCAGCAAUCAGAAAAACGAAGUAAAACAAUAAAAAGUAUUAUAAAGAGAGGACAAACUAUGAAAGAGAGUACUACUCACUCACCUUCCCGUGAUGUGCUUUUGAUUGGAGAAGUCUUACAGCUAAGCAAAGAUCUUCAGUUAAAAGAGCCAGUCUCAAAAGAUGUCAUCAAACAAAUUCAGAGGCAACUAGAGAUAAUAAGUAGAUGUUUUGAUAAGUCUAUAGAUGAGCAGUCUGAGAUUAUGCAAGAUUUUUACAACUUUAUGGCUAAUAGGUGUGAGACUCAUCCUUAUUACCAAGAUAUGACCCCAGAACAAAUAGAUCUGCUGAUGGAUAAAAUUGAGGAAGUACUGAUGGAGAAUUUGCAUAGGACUAUGUUUCAGAAUAUUUCAUCUGAAUAUGAAGAGAAAGACCUUGCUUUACAAAAGCGCAUCAGGAGUUUAAAUUGGAUAAUGCCUCAUCAUUUAUUUCUAGACAUCAAAGAGAAUAGUCCUGAAGUUAGUGACCUGAUAGAUAAAGCUAUCACAGAUGUCAUUGAAAUGGAUUCAAAAAUAGCUCCACAAGAGAAAAUACAGUCUAUUGUGAAAUGCAGUAAGAAUAUAGUCAAUAUAAUAAAUAUUUCUCAAGGAGUAGUUGCUAGUGCUGAUGAAUUUUUACCUGUUAUGGUAUAUAUAGUUUUGAAGGCAAACCCACCACUGUUACAGUCUAAUAUCAAGUAUAUUACUAGCUACAGUAUACCAGCCAGACUAAGAAGUGGAGAAGGAGCAUACUAUUUUACUAAUCUGUGUUGUGCAGUCACAUUCAUUGAAAAUCUUACAGCCGAAUCUUUGAAUUUAAGUAAUGAUGAAUUUGAACGCUAUUUGGCUGGUGAAGUCCCUAUUGGUUUCACAGAACAAAAUCCUUCAGAUUGUGAAGGUCUUCGUCUCAUGUCACAGAAUUUAGCUUCCCUAAAUGAAAUCAGAGAGAAAAGUAAUCAAGUUUUGAAUGAAAUGCGUACUUUUCAGGAAGAAAUGGUGAGAUUUAAGGAAAAUCUUCUGAAGUAUAAACCUCUUUCACCUCUCGUGCUUAGUGAAACACCUUAUACCAUCCCAGCGGAUACAGACAUGAGUCUGAUACCAGAAAUACUUCGAAAUCGUGUUCUUCGGGAGGGUCCAAGAGAAGAUAUUCUUGUUGAUUUGGAAUGCAAAACUCUUCAGUCACCAGUCACUAAACUUCAGACUGAUAAAACUAUUAAUUCUUCAGAUCCUGUUCCACAGAAUAAAUUUAGUGAUAGCUUUGCAUUACCAGAUUUUCACAGUGUCUCUUUGGAGAGUGAAUCCAAGCCUAUAUCAUCAGAUAUUCCAGUAAAUAAUAUCACUGCCAUUCAGUCAUUGCAAGUUGCUCCCCCUGUGCAGGCAAAAUCCAUUACCCUUAGCUGUGAUACAUUUACUUCUUCCUCUGAUGUGAUGCCACAAAACAGUUCAUAUGUUUCAACUGUUCAGACUAGCAGUCAGCCUAUUCCAAAUAUUAAAGAUUUGGAUUAUCCCACUGAAUUAUUCCCUGAUGUAAAAACUGAUGACAAUGUUUUAGAAUCAUUUGAUCAGAAAGAAACUGAUGUGAUGAGUAAUGGAAGUGAUGGAGAUGCAAAUGCAAAGUGUUUUUUGCAUCCACUUUCACCAGAAUCUGAAUUCAUGGAAGAAAACUUACAUCUUCCACCUCCACUGCAACCACUUGUAGUCCAAAGUAUUAAUCCAGAAUCAAAUGAUAGAAAGACAUAAACUAAUUUUAUUUAUGUUUAGAGGUAUUUAAUUUAUUUUUUUCAGUAAAGAUCACAUAUGUUAUGCAUAUGUGUCAAUAUUCAAAGACAUGAUAUUAAUGAAACUGUGUUUGAAUCAUUGUUUUACUGAAGGUAGUAAAAACCUUUUUCAUGUAAGGUAAAAGGUAUUUCUAGUUUUUUAUCUUCAAUGUUCACUGAAGUGUAAGAGUUAAACUAAGUCAUGUAAAAGUAGAAUGCAAAACUAACUGUGCUGGUGCAAUUACUUAAAGAUUUUUACUAUCUUCAAGUUGUUAUUUUAAGCAUUUAUUUGCUUUUUUUUUUAAUCUUGUAAAAAUUUGUUUAUUAAAUUAGUCAUAAAUUAAGUGGAAAUUUAUAUUAUUUAAAGUUUUGCUUAUAUUAGAGCAACUCUUGUUUUUUUUUUUUUUUUUUUAAUUUUAAAUGAAAUAUAAGAAUAACAAGAACAAUAGCAGGUACACAAUAUUUUGAAGAUAUUUUGUGACCAAAUAUGUCUUGAAUCAGAGACCCAUGCUCAGUUUAAGAAAUACGUCAAAUGAGAUAAACGAGCACUCGGCAAUAAUUUUGCCAUAUGACACAUUUUAAUGAAAGUAUGCAGAAUUUAAAUUUUUAUAUGGGCUGUGCAAGGGAGGAAGUGCAUAUGAGAAAGUAUUUUCUUUUACUAAUUAGUUAAAUAAAAUGUAUCCUCCUCAUGUAUUAAAUAUUUCCCAAUAUAUGACUAAUUAAAAUUUUGGAUGGAUCUAUAAAUGCUGCUAGAGAAAAUAUUUCUAAGAGAUACUUUUUAUAACAGUGAAAGAAAUAUUAAAGAGUAGUGAUUUUAGAUAUUUAGAAAAUUUAGAUAUUGUAUUAUUUUCUUGAAGAUUCUAAAGUUAUAUGAACAAAAUUAUCUGGAAACUUAACAUGAUUCCAUUCUUAAACUAACUAUGGGUCUAAAAUCAACUGUCCAGGUAAUAAUUAAUCAUAAUACUUUUUUUAAUAUUCUGGAUUAUAGCAUAAAAUAAUAACUAAUAGUAAUUAAAUACUCAAAAUUGUUUCCAUGUUCAACAUCAGAAAAAUAAAUUUUUUAUAAUUUUAGCAUGAUUAACAACUAACUAAUAUUUGAACUUAGUGGUUAACAUUUUAUCUUGUGCAAAGUUUCAAGUAUAUAGUGUGUUUUUUUUUACCUGUUUUUAAAUUACAUAUUUUUAUGUGUGCUAUAUUUGCUGUAGUUCUUAUUUUAUAUAUUUACCAAAUUGAUAACUGAUGUUGAUAGUCUUAAGACUGAAAAUUACUUUGUAACAAUAACUUUGUAAUCAAUUGUCAAUAAUAGUAGUCCUCUUACUACUAUUAGUCAAACAUGUGGGUACAUUUUCACCACUUUAUUAAUGUUUGUUAUUUAACAAAACUGUAUUUUCUCUUAAUUAUACGAUCACAGUUGUAAUUUUUAUUAUGAAUUGAAGCAAGUACCGGUAUUACUGAUGUUUAUUAUUCAGCUGACUAAAAUAUGUUUGCUUUAUUAUCUUUAUUAUAUUAAGUUGAUUGAACUAAAAUUAUUGUCUACAAUCAAAUUAUGCUGGAAUGAUUUUAAUACAUAAAUUAGAAUUUUUGUAAUAAAAUUAUUUAGGAAUUUGUGCAAAAU